AUGAACAUCUUCAGGAUAGACAAGAAUAUUUUAAUGCACUUCAUCCUGCUGGGCCUGGUGGUUAAGAGCAGCCGGGGGUGCUACUGUGAACAUUAUCCGUGGGGAUCAUGGUCCAGCUGUUCACAAACCUGCAAUUAUGGAAUACAGACAAGGCACAGGGAAAUAAGAAUGGAUGAAUAUUAUAUGCAAAACUUCUGUGACCAGCUAUGUACAAAGCAAGAAUCUCGUGCAUGUAACCAGCAAGCAUGCCCUAUCAACUGUCAGCUUGGAGACUUUGGCACUUGGUCAGAAUGUGACCCAUGUGUUAAAAAACAAUUUCGUGUCCGGUCACUCCUUCGCCCAUCACAGUUUGGGGGUCAGGCCUGUACUGAGCCACUGGUCGAUUCCCGCCCAUGCUUCCCAACUAAACUCUGCAACAUAGUGGAAGUUGACUGCAAGAAUAAAUUCCAGUGUGAAAAUGGUCGCUGUAUUGCAAAAAACCUAAAAUGCAAUGAAGAAAAUGACUGUGGGGACAACUCAGAUGAAAGAAAUUGUGGGAAAAAAAAACCAGUGUGUAACAGAAAGUAUGGGAGCAUCCCAAGUGUGCAUUUAAUAGGCAGUGGAUUUCACAUUCUGGCAGGAGAGAGCCGAGGGGAAGUCCUUGGCAAUUCAUUCAAUGGAGGACAGUGCAAAACAGUGAAGCGCAAUGAAACAAGGAUAUUAUACCGUGUCCCUGCAAAUUUGGAGGCUAUCAGCUUUCAGGUAAUAAAUGAAGAAGAUGAUGCAGCAUCAGAUUUCUACAAUGACUUAACUCCUCUGAGUGACAGUGAUGCUAGAGGUAGUUCAUUCAGUCAUACUGGAAAAAGAAGUUCUGGUAUUCCAUAUUUAUUCUCAAAAAAGAAACGGACACAAGUCACAUCAACCUCCUCCUUCAAGAAAGCCAUUGAAGCCUCACAUAAAAAGAAUUCCAACUUUAUUAGAGUCCAUAAAGUUAUUUCUGUUGCAAACUUCAAAAUGAAACAGUCAAAUCUACAGCUCUCAGACGUCUUUCUAAAAGCACUUAAUCACCUGCCCCUGGAGUACAACUAUGCUUUAUACAGAAGAAUAUUUGAUGAUUUUGGCACUCAUUAUUACACCUCAGGGAAGCUGGGUGGUUCCUAUGACAUUCUUUACCAGUACAGCUCAGAGGAGCUGAAAAACUCAGGUCUGACGGUGGAUGAAUCAACAGAGUGUGUCCGCACAGAAACCACUAGGCGUAUCUUUUUCGUAAAGAGAAAGAAAGUCAGUACCAGCUGCACCACAAACAGAAUGACUGUGAAACACGAAGGUUCCAUUCUGGAGUCGGCCGAACGAUCGGUAUCUCUGGUAAAAGGUGGAAGUUCAGAAUAUGCUGCAGCUCUUGCCUGGGAGAAAAAGGGAGCUUUUCCAGAACACACCAUCUUCACAAACUGGCUGGAAUCAACAAAGGACAACCCUGUGGUGGUUGACUUUGAGGUGUCGCCCAUCGUGGAUCUGGUGAAGAACGUGCCAUGUGCAGCGACCAGGCGUCACAACCUCAGGAGAGCCCUGAGGGAAUACGCGGGCAGGUUUGACCCCUGCCAGUGCGCCCCGUGCCCCAACAACGGCAGGCCCGUGCUGUCCGGGACGGAGUGCCUCUGCCUGUGCCAGGCCGGCACCUACGGGGACCACUGCGAGAAGCGGGCUCCAGACUACAAGUCAGUUGCUGUAGAUGGCCGCUGGGGCUGCUGGUCUGAAUGGAGUUCAUGUGAUGCUUCCUUCAAGAAGAAAAGGACCCGAAGGUGUAAUAACCCUGCCCCGAUGAACGGAGGGAAGCCCUGUGAGGGUGAAGAGGAAGAGGAGGAGGACUGUUAUGUCUCUGUGUUCGCAGACAGAGGGGCUCCUUGUAUAAAUGAUGAUGAAGCAAGGCGAGAAGAUGAUAUCCUGAUUGGUGAACCUGAGUCUGGAUGCUCCAGGCCAGACCCACCAGAAAAUGGCUUUAUCAGGAAUGAAAAGAACCAGUAUGCCGUGGGGGAGGAAGCUGAAAUUGCCUGCAUGACUGGUCAUGUCCUCAGUGGCUUUCAGUUCCUUAGGUGUCUACCAGAUCAAACAUGGACACAGCAGCAUGUUGAAUGUGAACCUUCAGGAUGCCUCAGGCCACCAACCUCUUACAGUGUCACUAUUUCUCCGUUUAAACAACAGUAUGAUAUUGGUGAAACUAUUAAGCUAAGCUGCCAAGCUGGGUAUAUAGUCACUGGUCAAACAGAGUAUACUUGUGGGAAAGACCUAUCCUGGACACCAUCUGUUUCAAAAUCUAUUACAUGUGAAAAAGAUAUGCAAACUAAGACUAGAGGUAUUUGUAAUCCAGGACAAAAACAGGUUGGGUCUCAGUGUGUUUGUAUGUCUCCAGAAGAAGACUGUGGCCACUACUUGGAAGACAUCUGUGUGCUACAUGCUGCUUCAGAGCAGACCAUGACAAAGCCCAGCUGUGAGUACUUAGCUGAAAAUUGCCUCCGAGAGCAGUCGUUUCAUUUCUUGCAUGCUGGCCCUUGCCGUAGUGAUACCAAUCAAGACUGGGCUAUUGAAAGGGCAAAGCUCUCUACAAAUAGCCUGAAGAAAGUGCCAUGUGGCUAUGACACCUGCUAUGACUGGGAAAACUGUGCAGAGACACAGACCCAGUGCUACUGCCUGCUGCCUUACCAGUGCCCCAAAGAAGACAGCCAGCUUCACUGCAUCCAAAUAGUGUCAACCGGGAGGAAGAAGACGGUCAGUUAUUGCACGCUAGCAGCCAUGAAGUGUGCUGGCGUGAAAAUGGAGGUGCUGAAUGCGGGGAGCUGCCUGGGGUAA
Rhea pennata is the source of this 2823-nucleotide messenger RNA. It is a transcript of the gene C6, whose product is annotated as complement C6. Gene Ontology annotation, cellular component: membrane attack complex. Gene Ontology annotation, molecular function: protein binding. The record is from RefSeq and is a predicted model, not a curated record. Gene Ontology annotation, biological process: complement activation. Lineage: Eukaryota; Metazoa; Chordata; Aves; Rheiformes; Rheidae. The coding region runs from base 1 to 2823 and encodes 940 amino acids. The transcript has 17 exons.